AUGUAGGGUCGGUUCUGCCGCGCCCACAGUCGGCCAUCGCGAAGCGUCUGCGACAGCUGCGUUAUCAUAUCAAGAGGCGAAACACCGGCUGUGCGUUCUCUCUCUCAUUCCAGCAAGUGAACCAGCGAUGGCCAACAGGAAUCCCAAGAUUAAAUACACCCAGCUCUUUAUCAACAACCAGUUUGUGGAUGCUGUUUCUGGAAAGAAGUUUGCCACCAUUAACCCAGCUACUGGCACGAAGAUCAUAGAUGUUGCCGAAGGUGACAAGGCUGAUGUUGAUCGAGCAGUUGCAGCUGCCAAGGCAGCUUUCAAAAGAGGAUCUGAAUGGAGGAAUAUGGAUGCUUCAGCAAGGGGCAAGCUAAUGAAUAAGCUUGCUGACUUGAUUCAGAGAGACAUUGAGUACCUGGCCAGUGUGGAAACUCUGGACAAUGGGAAACCGUAUGGAGACUCCCUGUUUGACAUCAAUAUGGCAAUUGAUACACUUCGUUACUUUGCUGGAUGGGCAGACAAAAUUCAUGGGAAUACUAUUCCAUCAGAUGGAAAUUUCUUCACAUAUACACGAAAGGAGCCGGUGGGUGUGGUGGGGCAGAUUAUUCCGUGGAACUACCCUAUUCUGAUGUUGGUCUGGAAGUGGGGCCCUGCUCUGGCUGCUGGCUGUACCAUCGUACUGAAGCCUGCCGAGCAGACGCCACUCACAGCUCUGUAUGUGGCUGCGCUUACCAAAGAGGCAGGGUUUCCCAAUGGUGUUAUCAAUGUAAUAACAGGGUUUGGACCAACAGCUGGAGCUGCUCUUUCUAUGCAUCCUGACAUCAACAAAAUUGCAUUUACUGGAUCUACUGAGGUUGGUCAUUUGAUCAUGGAGGCAUCAGCGAAGUCCAACUUGAAAAGAGUAUCUCUGGAACUUGGUGGAAAGAGCCCGCUAGUAGUGCUUUCUGAUGCUGAUGUUGAUGAAGCUGUUGAGAUUGCUCACACUGCCAUAUUCGCCAACCAUGGUCAGAACUGCUGUGCUGGAUCAAGAACUUUUGUACAAGAGGACGUGUAUAGUGAAUUUGUUAAAAAAGCAACAGCUAAAGCUGUAGCACGAAAAGUGGGGGAUCCUUUCAGUGAUGGCACCGAGCAGGGGCCUCAGAUUGACCAGGAUAUGUUUGAGAAGGUACUUGGUUUAAUAAAAUCAGGAAAGGAACAAGGAGCUAGACUUGAAUGUGGAGGAGAUGCUGUUGGUGGGAAAGGCUACUUCAUUAAGCCAACGGUCUUUUCCAAUGUUAAUGAUAACAUGAGAAUCGCUAAGGAAGAGAUAUUUGGUCCAGUCCAAUGUAUUAUAAAAUUCAAAACACUAGAAGAAGCAAUCGAGAGAGCUAAUAACACAACUUAUGGAUUGGCAGCUGGAAUAAUCACAAAGGACAUAAAUAAAGCUCUUGUGUUUGCACAUGCUGUAGAAGCUGGUUCUGUAUGGAUAAACUGUUAUGAUGCUGUAACAUCACAGGCACCAUUUGGAGGAUUCAAACAGUCAGGCUAUGGCAGAGAACUGGGAGAAGAUGCUCUGAAAGAAUAUACAGAAGUAAAAACAGUUUCUGUUAAGCUGCCAGUAAAAAACUAAGCUAACAUACAACAGAGAUUUAAAGCUGAUUCUUGAUGUGAUGUGUAAUGCCUAAAAUACCAGUGACAAGACUUAAGCAAGAGAUGUUUUUGAAGAUUCACAUGUUUUGAUAAAUAAUGCCUGGAUGUAAUACAAAAAUUAUUAAAACUUGCCCUAUAUAGCCCAGACAA
Schistocerca nitens (vagrant locust) is the source of this 1767-nucleotide messenger RNA. Its product is annotated as aldehyde dehydrogenase, mitochondrial. Gene Ontology annotation, molecular function: aldehyde dehydrogenase (NAD+) activity. NCBI's taxonomy places the organism in Eukaryota, Metazoa, Arthropoda, Insecta, Orthoptera, Acrididae. The transcript is spliced from 12 exons. The record is from RefSeq and is a predicted model, not a curated record. The coding region runs from base 128 to 1597 and encodes 489 amino acids.